CAUGAUGAAGAUGGAUUAAAAUUUAGGUUGUCCAAGCAUAGUGUGCAUACGCUGGGAUAAAACCGAGGAGCAAUCUCUUGGAAUUGUUGACAUAGCAGGGUAUUUUAAACUGGCUGACUGCGUAUAGUUGUAGUUGUAGUGAUGUCGCCCAUGGUGGAUGAGACUGCGGGGGAUCUCCCAGUAAGAGACGUGGGUCUGAUGAGGGGAGGCCUCAUGCCUGCUCACCCAGAUGCCAUAUGCAAUGUGAAGCCAUGGAAGAAGCAUCACAUCAUGAUUUCAAAAGAUCCUCAGAGGCUAUUUCGCCUCCCCAGGGACCAACUGGAGGAUCUUUGCCUCCACAUGCAAGAAGAGAACGUUGUGCUGAGAAAGCACACACAAGCACAGGAGCAAAAGAUGCGCAGGAUGUCUACCAGACUGAUGCGGCUCCAUCAGGCGCGCCCGGGGUCCGGCGGUGCCAAGGAGAAGGAAAUGGAGGAUGCCCUGCAGGAACUGGAAACCCGCUUGGCCACGCUGGAGAGCCAGAAAGUUGUUUUGCACAACAAACUCAGCCUUGCCAAGCAGCACAUUCUCGACCUGGGUGGUCGCACUCCGUGCAGGUUCAGCAAAGGUAAAAGCGCAGAAGUGGACGGGGGAGUCAGGAGGGCGACCCACACAGCCCCGCCUCGCGACUGUCCUACAAUGGAGGACACCAGAGGAGACAUGGAAAAAUUCAGUGUGAGCGAGCAGACGAGGGUGAUGGAGCUAGAGCUGACCACCCGGACCCUCCGGGACACUCUCCGAGAAAAAGAGAAAGAGAUGGAGGGAACCGUGAGCGAGAUGAAGAGGCAACAGGCGGAGAGGCACAAGAUAAACAUCCGAGAGAACGUGGAUGUGAUCUGUCUCCAAAAGCAGCUUUCUGAGAAGAGCGUCACCUUGAGGGUCACGCAGGAGAAGAUUGCUGAUCUGCAAAAGUUCUAUGAGAACCAGCUAGAGGAGAGUCAGAGGUCCCUGAGGGAAAGUCAGACUCUUCUUCUGGAGAAAGCGGAAGAGCUGAGCGAGCAGCUGAAGCAGGAGAGGGACAGAGCACUGACACUCGAAGCUCAACUCACAACUGCCAACCUGUCUCUUCAAAACCUGGACAAGCUACAAGAGCGUAUAAAAGACCUGGAGGGAGAGAAGGAAAGGAUAAAAGAAAACUACGACGACCUACUUGAGAGUACUUUAUCUACUUACAACAGCCAUGACGGCAACAUGGACAAACACAGGGAGGUCAUUGUGCAUCGGGAGGAGCCGGAGGACAGCAUCUGCAGGGUGGACAUUCAGCUCCUGACGGAAAUGCUGCAAACCGAGAAGGAGCAGAGAAGCAGACUGCAAUCAGAGACUGAGAAGCUCAGACAUGAGAAGGAGAUACUGGAGGAGCAACAUAAGGAACAUCUGGAAGAGGAGGUUCUCCAGUACAAAGAACAAAUGUCUGGCCUACAAAACAGACUGGACUCUGUCACCAAGGUGUUUGACAUGAGUGCUGAAGAGCUCAGUGAGACGCUUUUACAGAUCAAGGCCUUCCGGAUGCAGCAGGAGAGCAGGGAGGGUUUACGCUUCCUUGAGCCUGAGGGCACGAGGGAGGACCUCCAGCUGACUAACAUCCAGGCAUCACACGCCGAGACUGUGCUGGAGUUGCAGAAAACCAGGAGCCUCCUUUUGCUGGAGCACCGUAUCAGUAAAGACCUUCAGGGGGAGUUGGAGACAAUGAAGAAAAGGUUGGAGAGAGAGGAGAAGGAGGUGAGGAUGGCAACGGCAGAGAAAGACAAUGUUUUAUCCAAAAGAGCUCGCCAGAUCAACACUUUACAAGCCCAGUUGAAAGCCUUUGCAUACAGUACCAAGAACCACAAAGGGACCAUGCCAGUACAGUACACGUGGCCAGCAGGGGACCAGGAAGUAGUCCAGCCCUUUGAGGAUGACAUUUUGUGUGCUCCGCUGAGGCUUGGAGAGUCCCUCUUGGAACUCCACAUCAAGGCUGCCACCUUUACCCCAGGCAGCCUUCGGAAUAUGGGCAACCUUUACGGAGACCAAGCUGAAGACAUGGUGACCUUCUGCACCUACAGCCUUUUGGACUUUGAAGUUCACUCCACGCCUCUGGUUGGGGGAAGCCAACCCAAGUAUGGCUUCACCUCCCGCUACGCUUUGACAGCCCGUGAUCUGGGGAGGCUGCGAGUUCAGGGCUCAAGGGUCAGAGUGGAACUCCACCAGGCAAUGGGAGGUGUCCGCUUUGUGACUCACGGAAGUGGCCACUUGUCCCUCAUAGGUGCCAUGGAGAGGAAAGGGGAGCGCAUGAAUGGUUAUGUCAAUAUCACAGGCUCUGAGGGGGAAAUAGUCGGUGUUGUGGAUUUCUGGGCGUGCUUGUUCCCACCCGCAGAGCCCAGUGAGGGCGUGGCGAUGAGAGACAGUGACGGGAACACAGCAACACAGACAAUACCAACUCACAUCACUCUGGGCUGGCGAGAAGGCAGCCACGCAGAGUUGUACGACUACGGCGGCGGGAUCCCCAACGAGCUGCUGCUGCUGCUGGAGCACUGCGAGGGCCUCCGUGGGCAAUGGCCAGGGAUACUUCCUGAUGCAUACCUGACCUACAGGCUCUACGACCUGCAGCCACACGUGUCCAAAACUGUCCGGGGCGCUGCAGACCCGAUAUUUCACGAUACCGCCAGCUACCCACUUGCGGUCACAGCAGAUGUGCUGCACUACCUGCGGUCAAGCAGUCUUUGGGUGUAUGUGUUUGAUGAUAGCGAUGACCAGAUCCCACCAGCCUACCUAGCGAAAACACCCAUCCCACUGAGAGCACUGGCUACAGGCAAGGAGAUCACGGGCGACUAUGUGUUGCGCGAUCCAGCCGGGGGUCCUCGGGGCACGGUCAGUGUGCUGAUUAAAUGGAAAUACCCCUUUCAAUCGCCAGCAUAUGCCAUAGGAAGCAGUGAGAGGAGACGAGAAGAAACGCAAGGGUCGCAGAGGCCCAUAGCCAAGCCCAGAGUAAAGCAACUUGGGCCAGGAGAAACCAGAACAAGACAGAAGAAGACAAAUGCUUGUCCUGCCCCCGACUCCAUAAAACCAGACAGGACGAAGAGAUCCGAUAGGAGGUCACUUGGCCUACACGACAAGGGACCCCCUAUUUCACUGACCGCGUCUUCUGAUUUACCACCGAUGUCAAAAUCUCAAGAAACCUCUUUCACGGAGUCACGGUUCAGAAAAAGCUCUGCUAGUGAGACUGGUACUCGGAAUAUUCCCUCUGUGGAUGUUGUUUCAGUGGAUGAAGUGGAGGAGUUGGAGGAAGAGACAAAAGAUGAUGUGAGCGAGAGUGCUACUGAAGAACGGUCAGAGUCUUCAAAUACAUCAACAAGCGACCACCUCAUUAUUCCGCCCAGACAAAAGACAAGACAGGGCCACAAACUGAGAGUCGAGAUACUGUCUUUGACCUUUGAACCCUCCUCGCACGUGGCGUUGGACAACUCGGUGCAGCGCGUGUAUGUGGAAUAUCGGCUGCUGGGCGUCCCCGUGGAGACCACGGAGACGCCCGUGUCCCUCCGCAAGCCCACUGCGGGGGAGGAGAUUCACUACAACUUCACACGAGUCAUCUAUGUGGACGGUUCACUGUCAGUUCCACUCAGACAGUAUCUGUACACCAUGUUGGAGGGCACUGACCCCAAUAAGGGCCGGUUAAAGUUCACAGUUGUCAGCGAGCCAAUGGACGACGACGAAGAAUGUGCGGAUGUCGGCUAUGCUUUUCUGGAUCUGCAGGAGCUGCUGCUGACAGGAAACGAUGUCAUUGAACGGCAAAUUGACAUUGUGCGUGUGGAUGAAGAACAGGAGGUGAUUGGAUUCUUGAAAGUGUCACUGAAGGCAGCGAAAGCCCUGAGCUGUAUUUACAAGGAGUUGCACCGGCCAGAGGACGCUGAGGAUGACGGCGAGCACGAAGAAAAGCAGGAGGAGAAAGUGGAGCAGAUGGAGACAAAUCAUAUUAAAGUCAUAGAAAAUCAUGACAGUGACUUCUAAGCAGAAAGAGUGUCUGAAUACAGAUUUUAUAAACCUUGUGUACGAUUUUGAUUCUUGUUGGUUAGUGUACUGCAUGUGACUCAACAGCACUGAAUUAUUGAAGCCUUUCCCUUGGUUAUUUCACUGUUAAUGUUGAAGGUUACGUAAUAAAUCAUUGGAAGUAGAACAAUUA
Messenger RNA from Phycodurus eques (leafy seadragon), 4195 nucleotides. RefSeq names its product protein fantom-like. NCBI's taxonomy places the organism in Eukaryota, Metazoa, Chordata, Actinopteri, Syngnathiformes, Syngnathidae. The record is from RefSeq and is a predicted model, not a curated record. Gene Ontology annotation, cellular component: photoreceptor connecting cilium. Gene Ontology annotation, biological process: retinal rod cell development; non-motile cilium assembly.